Messenger RNA from Plutella xylostella (diamondback moth), 1138 nucleotides. The record is from RefSeq and is a predicted model, not a curated record. Lineage: Eukaryota; Metazoa; Arthropoda; Insecta; Lepidoptera; Plutellidae.
UGUAUGUGGUCGUGCGAGCUGCGCGCCGCAGUAAUAAACCAGCCUUCGUUAAGAGUACACUGUGUUUAAUUGCUACCUCAACCUCAUACAUAUCAUCUGGCGACGAAUCGUAUCUACCCGCGUAAAUAAAAUGUCAAAUUUUAUUGGAAAUAUCGGCAAUUUUGACUACAAAGUGCAAGAUUGGAAGACUUUUUCAAGCAGAUUGCAACAGUUUAUUAAAUUAAAUGAUGUGAAGGAGGACAGUAAAUGUGCAGUGUUGCUAACUCAUCUUAAUGAUGAGUCGUACCGUCUGGCGCGGAACCUGGUGUACCCGCGCGACCUGGAGGCGGUCACAUACGACGAGCUGGUGAAGACGCUCAGCGACCACUUCACGCCGAGUAGGUCUACCUUCGCCGACCGGGCGAAGUUUUAUGACGCAACGAGGGGAGAGUACGAGGCGGCUGAAUCAUGGGCGGCGCGGCUGAGGGGCCUCGCGAUCAACUGUGAGUUCGGCACCGAGCUCGACACUCUGUUGCGAGACAAGUUCGUGCUGGGCAUGAACGUGGGAGCUGAGCGAGAUCGCUUGUUCGAGAUGGACGCGAAAACGCUGACGCUCUCGAAAGCGUUGGAGGUGGCUCAGCAGGCGGCCAGCGCGCGACAGGCGCGCGCCGCGAUGGUGAAGGAGGAGCCGGUGUUCCGCAGCAGCAGCAGCACGGCAGCGGGCAGCAGCGGGCAGCGAGGCGGCGCGGCGCGAGCGGGCGGCGCGGCGCGAGCUGGUGGCGCGGCUGCCGCCGUCGCGAAGGGCGAUGGCGAGCCGCGCUGCACGAUAUGUGGACUAAAAAACCACGAAGCUGGAAGGUGCCGGUAUAAAAAUUAUACGUGCCAAAAGUGCGGUUUAAAAGGUCAUUUAAAAAAGGUGUGCGGGGCCAAUAAAAGUGCAUUUUAUAAAAUGUGUGAGUGUUCCGAUUCCGAUGCAGAAAGAGACGCAAAGGUUCCUCAGGGGGACGAUUGCAAGGAAUGUGCCCUGUUUAAUUUAAGAUGUAAAAAUUAAGAGGGAAGAAUUGGGAUGUAUGUGGUCGUGCGAGCUGCGCGCCGCAGUAAUAAACCAGCCUUCGUUAAGAGUACACUGUGUUUAAUUGCUACCUCAACCUCAUACAUA